Hippocampus comes (tiger tail seahorse) is the source of this 1331-nucleotide messenger RNA. It is a transcript of the gene nubp1, whose product is annotated as nucleotide binding protein 1 (MinD homolog, E. coli). The coding region runs from base 135 to 1097 and encodes 320 amino acids. The transcript has 10 exons. Gene Ontology annotation, cellular component: cytosol. NCBI's taxonomy places the organism in Eukaryota, Metazoa, Chordata, Actinopteri, Syngnathiformes, Syngnathidae. Gene Ontology annotation, molecular function: ATP-dependent FeS chaperone activity; 4 iron, 4 sulfur cluster binding; ATP hydrolysis activity. The record is from RefSeq and is a predicted model, not a curated record. Gene Ontology annotation, biological process: iron-sulfur cluster assembly.
UACUCUUUAAGUGAUAGCAACUCAACGAAGACUUGCUUGUUUUUGUGUUUUCUUUGCAAAAUAUUUUUCAUUCUAAGGAGACAGUCACAUGCGGAACCUUCGACGAGGGGGAAGUUAAAUGGUCGGACGCAAAGAUGGACGAUGUACCAGCGAACGCCAACGAGCACUGUCCAGGUACAAGGAGUGAGCAGGCAGGGAAGACGUCAUCAUGUCAGGGUUGUCCUAACCAAAAACUGUGUGCUUCUGGAGCUACCAAGACGCCAGACCCUGCCAUUAAAGAAAUAGGAUUAAAACUGUCCACGGUCAAACACAAGAUACUCGUACUAUCUGGGAAAGGAGGAGUGGGAAAGAGUACGUUCAGUGCUCACCUGGCCCAUGCCUUGGCAAGUGAUGAGACCAAGGAGGUUGCCCUACUGGAUGUAGAUAUCUGUGGUCCGUCAAUUCCUAGAAUCAUGGGGUUGGAGGGAGAGCAAGUACAUCAGAGCGGGUCAGGCUGGUCCCCUGUGUAUGUGGAGGACAACCUCGCUGUCAUGUCUAUUGGCUUCCUGCUCGGUAGUCCUGAUGAUGCUGUAAUCUGGAGAGGCCCCAAGAAAAACGGAAUGAUCAAGCAGUUUUUGAGGGAUGUGGAUUGGGGGGAACUGGAUUAUCUGAUUAUUGACACGCCCCCUGGCACAUCUGAUGAGCACCUGUCGAUUGUGCAAUACCUAAGCUCCACCCACGUGGAUGGAGCAGUCCUCAUCACCACACCGCAGGAGGUGUCUUUGCAAGAUGUUCGAAAGGAGAUCCGCUUCUGCCAGAAGGUCAAACUGCCAAUCAUCGGUGUGGUGGAAAACAUGAGCGGCUUUGUGUGUCCAAAUUGUAAGAACACAUCACAGAUCUUCCCUCCCACCAGCGGGGGCGCCGAGACAAUGUGUGCAAACCUGAAUCUGCCCCUGCUGGGCAAAGUGCCUCUCGACCCAAGGAUAGCAAAAAGUUGCGACGAGGGCAGGUCUUUCCUCAAUGCAAUACCGGACUCUCCUGCUGCUGAAGUCUACAAGAGAAUUGUCCAGAGUAUCAAGGAAUACUGUUCCAUCCAUGACGAGCAGAACACUGUCUGAAGAAGCUUUUUCUAUGGCAGUCCUGUUGGACCAAAGCUAAGACUCUAAUAGCCACCCGACGAUUUUUUUUUUCUGUUAUAAAAAAAUACAUGGCUUGUCAUUCACAGAAUGGUAUUAUGGAUUCUGAAAAACAAUCUGUCCACAAAAUAAAAAGCAUUUUAAUAAUAUGAUUUAGAAAAAUCAGUUACACUUGUAAUACAGGAAUAGACAGGAAAGAGAAUAAAUGUAUGUUGU